This is a messenger RNA of Emiliania huxleyi CCMP1516, 420 nucleotides long. RefSeq lists its product as hypothetical. The record is from RefSeq and is a predicted model, not a curated record. NCBI's taxonomy places the organism in Eukaryota, Haptophyta, Isochrysidales, Noelaerhabdaceae. Bases 1 to 420 code for a protein of 139 amino acids. The transcript has 2 exons.
AUGUGCAGGAGAUGCCUUCUCGCGGGAGGAGCUCAACACACCUUUACUCUUCGGGAGGGCGUCAAGUUCCACGAUGGAUCUGACUGGAACUGCGCCGUUGCCAAGCUCAACUUCGACCACGUUCUGUCCCCGACGGUCAAGCAACGCCACGCGUGGCUGGGGACAGAACCGAGCAGCUGCAACAGCGCGGGACAAUUUGUCCUCGAGACGAAGAACGCUUUCUACCCUCUUCUUCAGGAGCUCAGCUACAUCCGCCCUCUCUCACGAAACCAACGCCGACGGAGUCGAGUCGACAUCAAAGCCGUCUUCGCCCGCCACGACGACUACUGGGGCGGCGCUCCUGAGAUCGAAUUCCUGCACAUUCGGUACUACGAGACCAGAGCGGCCGCACACUGCUCGGUACCCCCCCUGCACACCUAA